AUGAGUACCGGAACUCAAACAUGGUUUAUCACUGGUUGCUCCAGUGGAUUCGGAGAGCAGCUCGUCCGACAACUACGCGCGCUGGGUGAUAACGUUGUUGCAACAGGCCGCAAUGCAGACACAAAGCUCGCACAUCUGAAAGACACCGGUGCUACAAUUCUUGAUUUAGAUGUUACGGCACCUCAAGCUGAGCUAGAUGCCAAAUUUCAACAGGCAAUUGAUAUCUACAGCAGUGUCGAUGUGCUUGUCAAUAACGCGGGCUUCAUCCAAUGUGGAGCUCUUGAGGAGCUGACACAAGAGGAUAUGCAGCAAGCUCUAAACACCAACUUCCAUGGGCCUAUCAACCUUACACGAUCUGCGUUGCCACACUUCCGCAGUAAGGGUGCGAAUGGCGGUGGUCUCAUUAUCUAUAUGAGCUCACAGGGUGGAUUGAUUGGCGAGCCCGCGGGCGCAGCAUACUGUGCUACGAAAUUCGCACUCGAAGGCGCUGUGGAGAGUCUAUCAAGAGAACUUGGAUGGUUAGCACCGGGUGUUAAGCUUCUCUUGCUUGAGGCAGGCCACUUCCGUACUGAGGUGAUGAAUAAUGUCAACCAUGUGCCAUAUCGGGUAGACUUCUGGAAGCCACUCAACGAUGCAGCCCGUGUGCGUGGCGCUGGAAACUAUGGAAAUGAGCCCGGAGACCCUACCAAGAUGGUUGCUAGAGUUAUUGAGAUCGCCAAGGGUACAGGCGUCGCGGAGGGUAAGGAGAUUCCACUGCGCAUUCCAUUUGGCAGUGAUUGUGUGAAGAACAUCAACGAGAAGUUAAAAGCCUUCAACAAAAUUAUGAAGGACUGGGAUGAAGUGGCACGAAUCUGGAUCCGGUCACAAACCACCUCCGUGCUGGAGCUGGAACAGGAAUGGGAACAGGAAGUUCAAGUUGCCUCGAACUCGGAGGAUCUGCCGUUUGUGAUUCGAUCUUAUCUCGGGGGCCAAUGGGACCACUAG
Penicillium macrosclerotiorum is the source of this 984-nucleotide messenger RNA. RefSeq names its product SDR family oxidoreductase. The transcript has 4 exons. The record is from RefSeq and is a predicted model, not a curated record. The coding region runs from base 1 to 984 and encodes 327 amino acids. NCBI's taxonomy places the organism in Eukaryota, Fungi, Ascomycota, Eurotiomycetes, Eurotiales, Aspergillaceae.